This is a messenger RNA of Acanthochromis polyacanthus (spiny chromis), 2203 nucleotides long. Its product is annotated as 5,6-dihydroxyindole-2-carboxylic acid oxidase-like. Lineage: Eukaryota; Metazoa; Chordata; Actinopteri; Pomacentridae. Gene Ontology annotation, biological process: melanosome organization; melanocyte differentiation. The transcript is spliced from 7 exons. The coding region runs from base 219 to 1781 and encodes 520 amino acids. Gene Ontology annotation, molecular function: oxidoreductase activity. Gene Ontology annotation, cellular component: melanosome. The record is from RefSeq and is a predicted model, not a curated record.
GGAGGGGGGGUAUCGAAGCAGGGGCCUGCAGGGUCACAUGGAAGAGGGAGUUUUACACUCAGUCAUUUGGCACAGAAAGUUACUCCUGAUGUGUUGAAGUGAUGCGCAUUUGUUUUUGGAUGAUUUAUUAGUUGAAGUGUGUGUCUGCAGGUACGUAUCCGGUGCGUAAUAGACUUGAGAAAGCAGCCGUGCGUAAAAGUUGGCACCAUUUUUGGACAAUGUGGCGGUGCGGUUUUUUGGUGCUCGUGGGCGCGGUGCUUGUGAGCUCUCAGUUCCCCAGAGAGUGCGUGACACCGGAGGGACUGAGGAGCGGACAGUGCUGCCCGUCGCCCUCCGGACUGAAUAACGACCCGUGCGGCUCCAGCACCGGGCGCGGACAGUGCGUGUCAAUCACAGUGGACGCGCGUCCUCACGGGCCUCAGUACCCGCACGACGGACGGGAUGACCGGGAACGGUGGCCCAUCCGUUACUUCAACCGUACUUGUCAAUGUAACGGAAAUUUCAGCGGGUAUAACUGCGGCCGCUGCAAGCACGGAUUGACCGGACCAAACUGUGACCAGCGAGUUUCUGUUGUGAGGAGAAACGUGAUGCAGCUCAGCGCGGAUGAGAAGCGUGCGUUUGUGAACGCGCUGGAUCAGGCCAAGCGGACGGUGCACCCUGACCUGGUGAUCGCUACUCGGCACUUUUCCAACAUCUUCGGGCCGAACGGCACCACCACGUUCGAAAACAUCACCAUCUACAAUUACUUCGUGUGGACCCACUAUUACUCCGUCAGCAAGACGUUCCUGGGCGCGGGACAGGCCAGCUUUGGGGGAGUGGACUUCUCACAUGAAGGCCCCGGUUUCGUAACUUGGCACCGGUAUCAUCUGCUGCAGCUGGAGCGAGACAUGCAGGACAUGCUGCAGAACCCCUCCUUCGCCCUGCCCUACUGGAACUUUGCCAUCGGGGGAAGCACAUGUGACAUCUGCACAGAUGACCUGAUGGGAGCCAGGAGCAGUUUUGAUAUGAAUUCCCUGAGUCCAAAUUCCAUCUUCUCCCAGUGGAGGGUCCUCUGUGAGAGCGUAGAAGACUACGACACGCUGGGAACCAUCUGCAACAGCACCGAGACGGCUCCGAUUCGAAGAAACCCAGCAGGGAACGUGAACAGGCCGAUGGUGCAGCGUCUCCCGGAGCCUCAGGAUGUAGCCGACUGUCUGCAGGUUAACACUUUCGACACUCCGCCUUACUACUCCACUUCCUCCGAAAGCUUCAGGAACACUAUUGAAGGCUACAGUGCCCCCCAGGGGAACUACGAUCCCGUGGUGAGGAGCCUCCACAACUUGGCUCAUUUGUUCCUGAAUGGAACUGGAGGACAGACUCACCUUUCCCCCAAUGAUCCCAUCUUUGUCCUGCUCCACACGUACACUGAUGCUAUAUUCGAUGAAUGGUUGAGGAGACACAGUCCAGAUGCCGCGGUGUAUCCUGAAGAAAACGCCCCCAUUGGUCACAACAGGCGCUACAACAUGGUGCCCUUCUGGCCUCCAGUGACCAACUCAGAGAUGUUUGUGACUGCUCCGGAAAAUCUCGGUUACUCUUAUGAAGCUGAAUGGCCAGGUCAAGCAUUCACUCUGACUGAAAUCAUAACGAUGGCCAUAGUUGCCGCCCUCGUCCUCGUGGCGGUCAUUUUUGCUGCCACCACAUGCGCUGUGCGUGCACGUUCAUAUAAGACAGAGGGCCUCCAGCCUCUGCUCGGGGAUCAGUACCAGCGCUACGACGACGACAAAAGCCAAUCUGUGGUCUGAGAUUGCCACCAAUGUGCCACACAGCCAUGCAGUUUGUUGAAAUCUGCUUUCAUUUAAGACAAAAAAAUAAAAGAAUCCUUUUGUUCCAGUCAUUUCCAUGAAUCAGAAACAGGUGAAAUCUCUUUACAAAUUGUGCAGAUGUCAGCUGUUACUUUGUAUCUCAGUUUAUGUAAAGAAAAUGUUCAGAUUUAUUCAUUAGUCUGUGGAGUUGCAAGGAGACUCUUUGAAACAAAUGUGUGUCAGGCCUUUAGAAUAGCAUGUCAGUGGCAGCAAUGAUGCCUUCUGUAGUUUAGUGUGUGAUGUUUCACUUAAAAAGUGAUCAGGUAUAAAGAAUGUAGAUGCAAUCUUCAUUGUUCUGUAACUCUCUUAGAGUAAUGGGGAGAGGAAUACUGCCUGACUAAUAAAUGCAAAAAAUAAUUAAA